Messenger RNA from Sebastes umbrosus (honeycomb rockfish), 1257 nucleotides. It is a transcript of the gene cbx3a, whose product is annotated as chromobox homolog 3a (HP1 gamma homolog, Drosophila). The transcript has 5 exons. Gene Ontology annotation, molecular function: chromatin binding. Gene Ontology annotation, cellular component: nucleus; pericentric heterochromatin. Lineage: Eukaryota; Metazoa; Chordata; Actinopteri; Perciformes; Sebastidae. Gene Ontology annotation, biological process: negative regulation of transcription by RNA polymerase II; chromatin organization. The coding region runs from base 231 to 764 and encodes 177 amino acids. The record is from RefSeq and is a predicted model, not a curated record.
AGACUCAGACUCAGACGAGAUAUAAAGCUCAGGCUGACCGCGUGGUGAGGAGACAUCACUGAAGCAAGCUCGUCUUUGUUUUAAAAGGUGCGUAUGCAGAAGUAAUUCAUUCACUCUGAAUGCUGCAUCGUGCAACACUUUGGUUGUAGUUUAACUCGGUCAAAGUAAACGAUAUCUGUCGGUGUAAAGUUGGACCUUUGUAGCAGGAAACGCUGAGUUUGUGCGCAGAAAUGCACAACAUGGGGAAGAAGCAGAAUCCCAAGGGUAAGAAGGAUGCAUCAGACCCACAGGAGGAGCCUGAGGAAUUUGUUGUCGAAAAAGUACUCGACUCACGUCUUGUUAAUGGGAAAGUGGAGUUUUUCCUGAAGUGGAAAGGAUUUACAGAGGCUGACAAUACCUGGGAGCCAGAGGAUAACCUGGAUUGUCCAGAGCUAAUUUCAGCGUUUCUGGAAGCACAGAAAGAUGUCAAGGAGAAGCCUGCUCCCGUUAAACGGAAGGCGUCAACAGAUGAGCCAGAGACGGAAGCCAAGAAAAAAGAUGUGCCUGAGAAACCUCGUGGCUUCGCUAGGAACCUCGACCCAGAACGGAUCAUCGGCGCAACGGACAGUAGCGGGGAGUUGAUGUUCUUGAUGAAAUGGAAAGACUCGGAUGAAGCAGAUUUGGUCCCGGCCCGUGAGGCCAACACUCGCUGCCCUCAGGUGGUCAUUUCCUUCUAUGAGGAGAGACUGACAUGGCAUUCAUGUCCAGAGGAUGAAGCUCAGUAGUCCGGUCCGCUGGUCCCUGCAGUCCCUUAAAUCUUUUUCCUCAGGACUGAAUUUUCUUCUCUAGCUUGCCUUUUAGUCUUAGUUAUUUUCGAAGAUGUUUCUGCCCCCGCAUUGUUUGGCUAUCAAGGAGAACUAUGUUGUUGUACAUAUUAACUGAACUGAUUGCAGGAGAGCAGGUGAUGGUGUUGUGAUUUAUAACAAAUGGAAGUCUUCCGUUAUCAUGUAAUGAUUUACUGUGAUGGCAGUUUAGAAAGCAUAUUUUUUGAUAGAACCCACCACCACCCGUAUUCAUUCAUUCAUAUCUGGUCAAAUUUUGUAAAUUCUAAAUGGCUACUUUGGUCCGUUAAGGCAUCAACCUCCUCAAUCUCCUGUAAGAUGGUUUUUGUUGUUUUGUUUUCUACACUAGUGCUAAUGUUUUGUUCUGAAAGUGCAUUUUGUAUACUCUGUCUGUAAAUAUUAUUUGAAGUUCUAAUAAAGGUUUUAUGUGACCAAA